Priapulus caudatus is the source of this 1285-nucleotide messenger RNA. RefSeq lists its product as uncharacterized. The transcript has a single exon. The record is from RefSeq and is a predicted model, not a curated record. The coding region runs from base 58 to 423 and encodes 121 amino acids. Lineage: Eukaryota; Metazoa; Priapulida; Priapulimorpha; Priapulimorphida; Priapulidae.
ACGGCAUUCCGACGUGAUAUUUCGCCACAGGUCGCAUAAAUUACGGUUACGGAGGAUAUGGGGGUGGCCACGGAUCCGGAGGUUACGGAGGACACGGGGGUUACGGAGGUCACGGAGGUUACGGAGGCUACGGAGGUUACGGAGGACACGGAGGUUACGGAGGCUACGGAGGUUACGGAGGACGCGGUGGUUACGGAGGCGGCUAUGGAGGUUAUGGAGGUCACGGAGGUCGCAGAGGCGGAUACGGAGGUUACGGAGGUCACAGACGCAGCUACGGAGGUUAUGGAGGUUACGGAGGCGGCUACGGAGGCGGCUACGGAGGCGGCCACGGAGGCGGCUACGGAGGUUACGGCGGCCACUAAACGUUGCAAUAGCUAUGAAGAGCACAUUCGGCGAACAACUACUUAUCUGUUUUUUUUUUAAUCAAUCUGAAAAUUUUAAAUCUAAAUUCGACUGAAAAAACCAUUUGUAUUAGAUGCACCAUCUAUGACAGCAGUGAUGGACCGCCUCGUAUCUCACGCGGGUACGUGCGGUUGAUACAGUGUCAUCGCCGGUUAAUUUACCGUGAUUUCUACACGUUCUGUGCCGCCAUGUUAUGCUUAUGUAGUUGACAUCCCCUACACCCCCCGUUUGUAACAUAAACCGUCCCAGUUUCGCAAGACGAAUGGAGCCACUCGUGGUGAGCUUAUAUGAUAAAUACAAUGUUAAUCCAAAGACUGUUAUUAUGUGCGCGAUGUGUGCACGAAUUAUUCGUUAGUCGUUAACUUUAAAGUUCUCGUUUUUCUCAUGUAUUUCUCAUGUUUGAGUUGAGUAUCAAGUUGUAGUUACGCUGUUUUAUAGCUAGUCGACGUGACAGUUGUCAAGGCUAUGUUCGCGCAAUAGACGCAAACGACGUAAAUUUCGUCGAACCGGAAAUUUGACAAAAAAUCUGUCACGUUGGGAAGAUGAUAAAGUAUUUGCCUUUUAAUUUUGAAGAUGGACAAUCAGGUUUAUUGGCAGCAGUUCUGACUAGCACGCGCGGUUGCUUCUCGCAAUUAUUUUUGAAUGGCAGAUGUGGAAUGGAGUUCUCUGCUGUGUUGUUACAUAAACGCUGUCUCGCCGUUACGCUGUUACUGAACCUCACUCUUUCUAACUCUGUAUUAUCAACUCGCUCAGGUUUACAUGUUACUAAUAUAGAGGUUCAAAUAUGCUAGAACACAUCGGGACUCGUAUUCCGUUGAUUUUUAUGCUUGUUUUUUUGUUAAAUGUCUGCUGUGAUAAUAACAAUUAUUAUAUGAAAACAAUA